Molecule: messenger RNA, 598 nt
Organism: Theobroma cacao (cacao)
Lineage: Eukaryota; Viridiplantae; Streptophyta; Magnoliopsida; Malvales; Malvaceae
Source: RefSeq, a predicted model, not a curated record
CUUCAAUUUCAAUUAAAAUCGUAGUGAUUUGUGAAUAGGGGUCGAUAGUUUCGACCUUCAACUUAGGGCAGAAGACGUAGUAGUGCAAAAGAGAUCAGGAUGACGGCGCCUGGCAAAAAGCCAGUAUUGGUUCGACAAGUCUUUGCUGAAGACUUGGAACGUGAGUUUGCGCUAAUCCGUAGUGCAAUUGAUAAGUACCCUUUUGUCUCCAUGGACACAGAGUUUCCUGGUACGAUUUUCAAACAAGAUAAAAACCUCAUUCAUCAAGCUGAUCCUGCUAUCAAUUAUCUGUUCAUGAAAUCCAAUGUUGAUGCCUUACGUAUUAUUCAACUUGGUUUAACUCUCGCUGAUUCUCAAGGGGUGAGCCAUCAGGCAGGGUCGGACAGUCUGCUAACCCUUCAAUGCUUGAUGGAACUGAAGCAGUCGAAGGUUUUUGAUCGCAUCAACAAUGACCGAAUGCUGCCUGCUCUCGCAUUGUAUGGACUGGUUACAGUGUUAGGAUGAUAAUCCCCAUUUAUUAUUUUUGUUAAUUCUUUUUAGUUUAUGAUAUUGCAUUAAGAGUUUUCGUUAGCAAUUCUAAAGUUUUUCUUAUCUCCGA